GGGCCUGGAGGAAACACAGCUGGGAGUUCAUUACGGCUGGAAAACACUUGGAAAUGCAGGCAGAGCUUCACCAAAUAAAUUCUGCUGGCGAGACGUUGGGGACGGCGUGAAAAUAGUAACACGGACGGCUCAAGUUUGCAUCGAGCGAAACUGCCCAACACUGCGACUUAUUUGUUCCAGAUCUACAUUUGGAUGUCUGUGGCAACCUUUGCAGUCCAAAGAGGCAAUCUGUUGCCCUCGGUCUGGCUAAAUAAAACUGUUUCAGAGCCUCGAGUGUUAUGUGACCUUUUAGAGAAAAGAUAACUUAUGUUUUUUGGGGGGGAGGAAUGUCUAGCACAGUUUUACUCCUAAUUUUAGGUUUGAAAGUAGAGGGAAAAACAUUCUUCUAGAAGAAGAUGCCUAUAUUUGCUUAUAUUUCCUACCUACUAACAACAGAUGGGUAUAAAUAAAAAUGACAGAAUUAAAUAAAAACAUACAGAUUAUUCAAUUUAGCACUAAAUUAUGUCAUUAGAUUAUUAAAUAUAUCAAUAUACCAUGAAAUUUUGAAAUUGCAAUUAAAUAAUCAGAUGCCCCAUAAAAUAAUUAAAUCUACCUUGUUAGAUAAUGAAUUAAAUCAUAAAAUUUGUGUUUAUUUCUUAUUAAAGAAAUCCUUUAUUCAAUAAUCUAACAAUAAUUUCACAGUGUAUUCAUUCAUUUCAUGGCUCCUGUGAAAUAAUUUAACACAUCAAACUCAGUGGGCGGCACGAAUCCUGUGAAAUCCAUUGAUUUGUUCUGUUUGUUUUGUGUUCAAGCAUUUUUUUUGUGCAAGAUUGUGCUACUGUAAAAACAAAUUAAUAUAUUUUAAAGCUUCCUAUACAUAUUUACAAAAUAUAUAUAUAUAAUGUCAGAGUUGAAGUCCUAAACUGGCAGAUGAUUUUGGUGUUUAACCCUCAAGUGGAUUAAACAUCCUCAGAUUCUUUGUUUGCUUCAAAGAAUAUGAAGCAGACAUUUUUUACAGUGUAAAUCAAUACACAGCAUAAAAUCUGAGGUCGAGAGGCAUAAAGCUGUGUUGCUUAAGCUUGAUUUAUGUCCUCGUGUGUGUGUGUGAGACACAGGGAGAUCCAGCAUACAUCUGCGCCGCAGGAGCAGGACAGGAGCCAAAGAGGGGAGGGAAGGGGUCCCCAGGGGGCCCGGAGUCAGAUGCCUACAUCUAGUGUCGGAGAAGAACGAGCCAUCUUGUUGGGCUUCACCAUGAUGGCUUUCUCUGUGCUCAUGUUCUUUGUGGUUGGCAUUACCACGGUCAAGCCUUACAUUGACAGUUGCUGGGAGGAGGCUAGUUGUGUCCUGCCUCAGACUCAUAUCCUGGAAGAGUGGGUGGACUGCAGAGGGGUGAGCACGGUGCCCUGCCUUACCGUGACCGUCAGCGUCACCGGCUCCAACGAGUCGGCCUUUCUCCAGUUUGACGAGGAUUCCGUCUUCCUUCCAAACGAGUGUUUCUAUCUCCCCAAGUGCCAACUGGACAGAAAAGGGCUUCAGGACGAAGUGCAGAAAGUGAAAAAGUGGGUGGACGGCCACCUGAAGAACAGCUCCAUGUGUUUCAGUGACCAAAAAGGGCACCCCCACCAUGUCAUCCUGAACAGGAAGUAUACCCUGCGGAGGGCGCUGUUCGGACUGCUGUGGCCCUGUCUGAUGCUGGCUGGCGGAUCUUUAUUGGUGGGACUUGUGAAGCUGACACAGUGCUUGGCCCGUCUGUCCACUGAUGUGAGAAGUUAUUCCAGAGGAGGAAGGCGGACUUUGAAAUACACUCAGGGCAAAAUGUACAAACUCCUCCGGAGGUCAAGCAUGCAAUCUACCUUGUGACUUAUGGCGGAACACACACCGGUUGGAUUUGAGGAAGUGAGACAUUUUGUGGUCUUUGAGAUCACAAAAGAAAAAGAAGGUUGAGAGUACCACUUGACUGGUCAAAAAAAAGAGUUUACGGUUUAAAUCCCCAGAGAUCUACAUAUUUCUAAAUCCUGUUAUACCUGAGGAGCUGGUUAUUGACCAGGUCAGGCCUAAUCUGAUAAGAUCAAAAUCUUAUGGCGAUUAUUUAAUCUCACUUCAGUUUGAGCCAAUGGUGGUAAAGUAAUAGAAACAAAACCUGUCAAGUCUAAGUAUGCUUUACCAGUGAUGCCUUAAUGUUGUUCUUACAAGUAACUUUUCAGAAAGAUCUGGUAGCUUGUUUUAAGUUACAAAUUAAUUCAUAUUGAUGACAAAGUACUAUUUCAAUUGGCUGAUUAUUAUAACAAAGCAUCUUUCCCAUGUUAUAAGUGAAAUAAUCUACUAGUGGAACCAGUACUUUUUCAUCAAUAUUGAGGAUUUUUUU
Molecule: messenger RNA, 2344 nt
Organism: Xiphophorus maculatus (southern platyfish)
Lineage: Eukaryota; Metazoa; Chordata; Actinopteri; Cyprinodontiformes; Poeciliidae
Product: calcium-activated potassium channel subunit beta-3
Exons: 3
Coding region: 1066-1839 (257 amino acids)
Biological process (GO): detection of calcium ion; potassium ion transport
Cellular component (GO): membrane; voltage-gated potassium channel complex
Molecular function (GO): calcium-activated potassium channel activity; potassium channel regulator activity
Source: RefSeq, a predicted model, not a curated record